AUGUUUGCCUUCGUUUCAUCAUUCACCGCCUUCCGCCCGUCCUUCAGUGCCGCGGCUCUAUCUGCUCCAAGCACGUCGGCCCGCCCGGCUGUGACGAUGGUUGCCAGCAGGGCCAUCCCGUUCCUCGAGGCCCCCUCUAAGCUCGACGGCUCCCGCAUCGGCGACAGCGGCUUUGACCCGCUCUACCUCUCUGACUACCUCGACCAGGAUUAUGCCGCCGCCGGUGAAUUGAAGAACGGGCGAGUUGCCAUGCUCGCCACAGUCGGUAUGCUAGUACAGGAGUUCGUGCACCUCCCAAACCCCAUGUUCGCCGAGGCCAACCCCAUCAAGGCUAUCUAUGCCGUGCCCGUUGAAGGCUGGGUUCAGAUUCUUGUGGCUAUCACUAUCAUUGAGUUGGCUACUUUCAAGAAGACCUACGAGAGUGGUGCCGACCUCGGCUUCGACCCUCUCGGGAUGGGCUCCAAGGGCAACAUGGAGGAACUCAAGCUGAAGGAACUGAAGAAUGGUCGUUUGGCCAUGCUCGCAAGUAUUGGUUUUAUCUUCCAAACCAUCACUACUGGCAAGCCCAUCAUCGCUCAGCUCACUACCCUAGGACAGUGAGCAAUAUUUCGCAUCCUCACUGCUGCGGUACCAUGCCUUCCCCAGCUUGACAGUCCAUGUCAUUGGGUGUGUGACACAUUAGACCAAACCUGCCCUUCUCGUUUUCGCCCCGCGAAAUAAGCUCUGUGUGAGGAGCGCCUACUGUACUUACGAACUCAUAAAAUUUUUUCCACGCUAUGUUCACCGCUUUGAGAAUCUCGCACACUA
Molecule: messenger RNA, 807 nt
Organism: Chondrus crispus (carragheen)
Lineage: Eukaryota; Rhodophyta; Florideophyceae; Gigartinales; Gigartinaceae
Product: Light-harvesting complex I polypeptide
Exons: 2
Coding region: 1-600 (199 amino acids)
Biological process (GO): photosynthesis, light harvesting in photosystem I; response to light stimulus
Cellular component (GO): membrane
Source: RefSeq, a predicted model, not a curated record